Molecule: messenger RNA, 1396 nt
Organism: Cajanus cajan (pigeon pea)
Lineage: Eukaryota; Viridiplantae; Streptophyta; Magnoliopsida; Fabales; Fabaceae
Product: putative xyloglucan endotransglucosylase/hydrolase protein 32
Biological process (GO): cell wall biogenesis; xyloglucan metabolic process
Cellular component (GO): apoplast; cell wall
Molecular function (GO): hydrolase activity, hydrolyzing O-glycosyl compounds; xyloglucan:xyloglucosyl transferase activity
Source: RefSeq, a predicted model, not a curated record
CAAACUCUUUUCACAAGCACCAAAUAACCUAAAAUCUUCUGCCCCACCCUGCAUUUUAGCAGAGUCACCCUGUAUACUACAAUGCCAUCAUCACUAUCCUCUUCCCUCCACAUGCUUCUUCCUAUUUUCUCCCUUCUUGUACUCUCAUGUAUUGUGUGUUCUAGUAGUGCUCAGGGACCACCUUCACCUGGCUACUACCCCAGUUCCAAAAUUAGUCCUAUUAGCUUCAAUCAAGGAUUUAGAAACCUCUGGGGACCUCAGCAUCAAAGACUAGACCAAGGCUCAUUGACAAUAUGGCUUGACUCUAACUCAGGAAGUGGAUUCAAGUCACUUCACUCUUAUCGAUCUGGUUACUUCGGUGCUGCCAUUAAGCUUCAACCUGGUUACACUGCAGGAGUCAUUACAUCUCUAUACCUUUCAAACAACCAAGAGCACCCCGGAAACCAUGAUGAAAUUGACAUUGAGUUCCUUGGCACCACGCUAGAUAAGCCAUAUGUGUUGCAGACAAAUGUGUACAUAAGAGGAAGUGGAGAUGGGAAUAUUAUAGGAAGAGAGAUGAGGUUUCAUCUUUGGUUUGACCCAACACAGGAUUUUCACAACUAUGCCGUUCUAUGGAAACCCAGUGAGAUAAUAUUUUUUGUGGAUGAUGUCCCCAUAAGGAGGUAUCCUAGAAAAAGUGAUGCCACAUUCCCUUCAAGGCCAAUGUAUGUGUAUGGCUCAAUAUGGGAUGCAUCUUCUUGGGCAACAGAGGAUGGAAAAUACAAAGCCAAUUAUAACUACCAACCCUUCAUUGGUAGGUACAAAAACUUCAAACUCCAAGGUUGCACCUCUCAAAGCUCUUCCUCAUGCCAACCAACUUCUGCUUCACCAUCUGGAUUUGGUAGUCUGAGCCCUCAGCAGUUUAGGGCCAUGCAAUGGGUCCAAAACAACUACAUGGUGUACUAUUAUUGCCAUGACCCUAGGAGAGAUCACACACUUAUCCCAGAGUGCUAAGACUUAGUUCAUUGGGGACAAAACUUACAUAUAAUAUCAUAAGUACUAUUGAUGUCGAUUUCUAAUCAGAAUUAUAUAUGUUAUUGAAGUGAAAUUCUAAUUCUGAUCAGAUGACAUUACGAAUAAUACUUAUGAUACUUUACUUAAGUUUUGUUCCUUCAUUCAUGUCAAUGUGUCUCAAUUAUGAGUUGUUACCCUUUAUACUUGCAUAAUUAAAUUGUAAAAGUUUGUUUAAGGUGGUGGUUUUUGUGAUGGUCCCACUUGCUAAGUGUAAUUGCAAGAGUAGUUGAACGUCCAAGCCCCCACGAUGAUUGGAAUGCUUUUGUUGUUUUUGUAAUUGUGCUGUACUAUUUGUUUGGGUCCUGUAUUAUCAUUGUUCAAAUAAAUUGAUUUGGAUACUUUA